GGAAUGCAUGGAAGCACAGGCACAGGCAUUGGCGCAGCAGCAGCAGCCGCAGCAGGUGGAGCAGGAGCAGGAGCAGGCGCGAGCAGCAGUCAAGAGCAUGGUACCUCGGCGCUGGGCAGCCUGGCCCUGAAGCUGAAGGCGCGUGGCGGCAUGCACAUCAACCUGCCCCGCAGCACCAGCACCGGAGGCGCAGGGGGCAGCGGUAGCGACACCCACGGCCUUGGAGGGGGAAGCAGUGGGGGAGGGGGGGGAGAGAGGGGCGGAGCAGGCGGAGGAGGGGGAGGAGGAGGGGGAGGGGGAGGAGGAGGGAGUUCCGGCGCCAGCCCUGAGGCUCAGUUCGGGUCGAGGAAGAACCUGGGUAAUCUGGGCAGUGGGACUAGCUUCUCCCAGACAACCAGCCCCACUAGCGGCUACAACAGUCCCUAUAACCUCGCGAGUCCUGCGGAGGGAGUGAGUCCGUGCAGCCAGACGUCUAGCCCUGGCCCGCUGCUGGACCCUGACCGCUUAUGGGAGCUGCAGCACUUCAAACGCGCCACUCCCAACACCACACCCACCACGUCCCCGCGUCUCUCUGGCUCCCUCUCCCCCCCGCCCGCUGCUCCCCCCCGCACGCCCAAUGUGAGCGACUACUAUUAUUCGUACAAGUCUGGGGGGAGCCCCAGAGGCGGGGGCGGAGGGGAGGGUGUGCCGCAAGAGGGGGAGGGGCAAAUGCAGGGGCAUAGCGGGGAGGCAGGAGCGGGAGGGGGGGUAGUAGAGGCAGUGGGAGCAGCAGCAGGAGUGGUGGCGGCAGUGGCAGCGACGCCGUCGACGUCGAAUGUGCUGCAGAAGCCGUUUGUGGUGCUGAAUGAGGUGUACCGGCUGUCGAGGAAGGAGCUGGGGCGAGGAAACUUCGGGGUGAUCCGCCUGUGCGAGAAGCGCGAGACGGGAGAGAGGUUCGCGUGCAAGACCAUCGAGAAGAAGAACCUCGAGUGCUGGGAGGACGUGGAGGACGUGCGGAGGGAGGUGGCGGUGAUGGAGCUGCUGAGGGGCCACCCCAACGUCAUCACACUCCUCGAUACUGUGGAGGACCACAAGGAGGUGCAUCUGAUAAUGGAGCUGUGCGAGGGCGGCGAGCUGUUUGACCGCAUUCAGGAGCGCGGGUACUACAGUGAGCGGCAGGCGGCCAAGGUGACGCGCACGGUGAUCGAGGUGCUGCAGCACUGCCACGGGCUCUCCGUGCUGCACCGCGACCUCAAGCCUGAGAAUAUCCUGCUCACGGGCAAGAGGAGCGACACGCGCUGCAAGGUCAUUGACUACGGCAUGGCCUAUAUCUUCCAACCAGGCGAACGGUGCACGUUCCGUGCUGGCACGCCCAACUACAUCGCGCCGGAGGUGAUCAACAAGAACUAUGGCGUGGAGGCGGACGUGUGGAGCGCGGGGGUGAUCCUCUACAUCCUGCUGUGCGGCCUGCCGCCCUUCUGGGGCGACACCACGGAGGAGAUCUUCAAGAGCGUGCUGUGGGGCCACCUCGACUUUGACACCGACCCCUGGCCGCAGGUGUCGGACGCCGCCAAGGACCUCGUGCGGCGCAUGCUGUGCAAGAACUACGCCAAGCGCAUCACCGUGGACGCCAUCCUGCGCCACCCUUGGAUCGUGGCAUACACCACGUAGCACUCCCAUCAGCCUAUUUCCCUGCAACUGCUGCCAGCAAGGAGAGGGAGGCACUUGUUCUUGGUGGUGAAAUACUGUAGACGUUGGAGAUGGGUGAUGGGGAGGUGGGAAGGGAAGAGAUGGGUAUCAAAAUGAAGGCCACGAGGGUCACAAGGCUAGGGGUUGGACAAGUGCGAUUGUGUUCGCCCACUAAGAUAGCAGGAUCUGGGUGGGUACCAAGAUAGCUUUUUGUCGUGGAAGCUUCAAGUUGGUUGGAGGUGACGGCCCACUAAUAAGGGGUUGUCGAGUCGAAUAUGCAGGCUACAUAAAACAAUAGGCCACUGAUCUAAAUGCGAGCAUCUUCAUCUGGCUUGGUUGCAUUCUGUUGAUUGAAUCAUAUAUAUGGC
Messenger RNA from Closterium sp. NIES-67, 2036 nucleotides. The record is from the annotation of a GenBank genome assembly. Lineage: Eukaryota; Viridiplantae; Streptophyta; Zygnematophyceae; Desmidiales; Closteriaceae.